Molecule: messenger RNA, 1905 nt
Organism: Cyclopterus lumpus (lumpfish)
Lineage: Eukaryota; Metazoa; Chordata; Actinopteri; Perciformes; Cyclopteridae
Gene: il13ra1
Product: interleukin 13 receptor, alpha 1
Exons: 11
Coding region: 118-1452 (444 amino acids)
Molecular function (GO): protein binding
Source: RefSeq, a predicted model, not a curated record
ACAAGCCCAGCCCUCAGAUCCAGCCCUCCUGACACCGCUCACUCGGAAAGCGAACGCCGAAACACGGACACCCUCCUCCCGUUUGUCAGGUCGGUGGGAACGGGACCGGUUGAAGGAAUGCGCGCAGCCUCGCACAACUUAAGGAAUAACUCUCCCAAAAGAAAAGGAGCCAGAAGAAGAAGAAGACCAGGAUGUCCCACAGUGUGGACCUACUCGCGUGGAGCUGCCUUUUCAUCGCGGUCGAAUCCAAACCAGGUUGCGCAACGCUGGUUCCCAGUACUGACGUCACGCCGGCCUGGUGGUCAAGGCCCCAUCUUGCCACCACAGAACGUGUCCCUGCUCUGGAUCACUGGUUUCCAGCCCCAGUUGUCCUGGGUCCCGCCGCAGCAUUUGGGGGCAAACUGCACAUAUGAAGUGUUUUUGAAAACCAAGAAAGGCAGAGAAAAAUAUCUGACUGAAAACCUAGAGGAGCAGUUUUACAUCGUGAUGGAGGGAGGGUUUCUCAACAUGUCCGUCGGAACCGUCUGUGACCGCCGCAGUGAGCUGGCCUGGGUCAGCGUCGACAACGCAGAGCUGGUGAGGAAGCUGCAGUGCUUCAUCUACUCCGCCACGCGCACGCACUGCUCCUGGCAAAAGGCUGGCCGAGCUCGAGACCUGCGGUUCUUUUAUCGAUUACUGAACAACAAUUUUAGCGAAUCCGGUCGGAAGAAGGUCCUCAUCCGGGAGUGCUCGUCGUACACUGAGGUCAGGACCGGCUGUGACCUGGAGGCUAACAUCAACCAGUCAAUCCACAUCUGGUUUAAUGGAACGGUGAACAACACGGUGGCCACGAACACCUUCAAGAAAGACACCUCCAACGAUGUGCGACUUCCUGCCCUUAACUGGACCGUCACUAAAACUCAGGAUAAAUUCCAUAUUAGCUGGACCCCUCCUGAAAUUGAAAGACGUUGGAAGUUUGAAAUUAUUUACACAGAGUGUAGUGAAACAAAGUCCAUAACGGUUGAUGGAGGAACCUCCACGGAGCUGGAACGGGUCCCUCACUGUCCGUACCGUAUGGCUAUGAAAGCCUUCAUCAAAGAAGGAAAGACGCCAUUUAGUGACGAGGUGUAUUUUGAUUCAGAUCCCAGUGCGUGGCUGUAUGCUGCCAUUAUCAUCCCAGUGAUGUUCGCUGGCCUGGCAGCACUGGUCUUGGUGUGUUGCAGGAAGAAUAAGGAAUACAUGUUCCCCAAAGUACCAGAACCUCGGGACCUCCUCAGCAAUAUUUCUGACAACAACAACAAGAGCGCUGAUCACACCCUGUGUGUCCCGGCGGAGGAAGACGACAACUGUAGAAUCUCUCUGGUGGUCGAUCCCCUCAUCAACAAGCUGGACGCGUCACAAUCCCUCGAAUCGGCCAAGGCACCCGAAGUCUUAUGUCCCAUGCUGGCUCAACAAAAGAGUGCGGGCCCCUAACUGUUUGACCUUGAACGCUUGCAGGCUCAACAUCUUCAGGAACAACCACACAGGCCACACAGAUUUCAUUCAUCUGGAUCACUUUAUGAGUUAUGCUUUAACUUCUCCAAUCUAUUUUUUAUUUUUAUAUUUUUCGCUUUCAGAGAAGCUCUUGAGAAGUUUGUAGAGCUGAGAAUCACAUGAAAGAUAUGUUCUGUCUGGAGAAUGCACAGUGUUGUAUGGAUUGCGUAAUGAACUGGGACCAUGUUAGUAUUAUGGACCAUCUUUUUUUCUGUGAAACGUAUGAAGAACUCAUGGAAUAAAUACUUUUGUCUGUUGUACGAGCAAACAGGUUGAAUAUGUUUUUUGUAUGUGCCCAUACUGGCUAAUGCUGGGUGCACUUUUGAAUAGUUCAGAAUUUAUGAUAGUUUUUUUAAUAGUUUUUCAAUAAAAACAAACAAAAGAGAACCGCCA